UGUUCUAGUAUUGCUCCCUGUGACUGUGUCAUGAUCAGCUUUGUAUCAUGAGAAUCUCAGUUCCUGGCACAUAUAAUAAGUGCGUGAUAGGGACUUCCCUGGUGGUGCAGUGGUUAAGAAUCUGCCUGCCAGUGCAGGGGACUCGGGUUCGAUCCUUGGUCCGGGAAGAUCCCACAUGCCGCAGAGCAACUAAGCCCAUGCUCCACAACUACUGAGCCUGUGCCCUAGAGCCUGUGAGCCACAACUACUGAGCCCGCAUGCCACAACUACUGAAACCCUUGCACCUAGAGCCUGUACUCUGCAACAAGAGAAGCCAAUGCAAUGAGAAGCCCGUGCACCACAACAAAGGGUAGCCCCCGCUCGCCGCAACUAGAGAAAGCCCGCGCGCAGCAAUGAAGACCCAAUGCAGCCAUAAAUAAAUAAAUAAGUUUCACUGGAAGAAAAAAAUGCAACCAUUAUUUAUGACCCUAAACUGCAGACUCCAAAGACCCUACAGGAAGCCAUUGAUGACAUGGGCUUUGAUGCUGUUCUGCACAAUCCUAAGCCGCUCCCUGUUUUAACUGAGACCGUGUUUCUGACUGUUACUGCUUCACCGGCUCCGCCAUGGGAGCAUAUCCAAAGCACCUUGCUCAAGACGAGGGGUGUGACAGACAUUAAAAUUUCCCCUCAGCAGAGAACUGCAGUGGUGAUAAUAAUCCCUUCUAUAGUGAAUGCCAGUCAGAUAGUAGAGCUGGUUCCAGCUCUCAGUUUAGAUACAGGAACUCUGGAGAAAAAGUCAGCAGUUUGUGAAGAUUUCAGUAUGGCUCAAGCAGGUGAAGUCAUGCUGAAGAUGAAGGUGGAAGGAAUGACCUGCCAUUCAUGUACUAGCACCAUUGAAGGAAAAAUUGGGAAACUGCAAGGUGUUCAGCGAAUUAAAGUUUCCCUGGACAAUCAAGAAGCUACUGUUGUUUAUCAACCUCAUCUUAUCACAGCAGAGGAAAUAAAAAAGCAGAUGGAAGCUGUGGGCUUUCCAGCAUUCAUCAAAAAACAGCCCAAGUACCUCAAAUUGGGAGCUAUUGAUAUAGAACGUCUAAAGAACACACCAGUCAAAUCCUCAGAAGGAUCACAGCAAAGGAGCCCAUCAUAUACUAAUAAUUCAACAGUCAUUUUCAUCAUAGAUGGCAUGCAUUGUAAAUCAUGUGUGUCAAAUAUUGAAAGUGCUUUAUCUACACUCCAAUAUGUAAGCAGUGUAGUCGUUUCUUUAGAGAAUAGAUCUGCCACAGUAAAGUACAAUGCAAGUUUAGUCACUCCAGAAACUCUGAGAAAAGCAAUAGAGGCCAUAUCACCGGGGCAAUAUAGAGUUAGUAGUACAAGUGAAAUUGAGAGUACCUCAAACUCUCCCUCCAGCUCAUCUCUUCAAAAGAGUCCUCUGAACAUAGUUAGCCAGCCUCUGACUCAAGAAACCGUGAUAAACAUUGAUGGCAUGACUUGUAAUUCUUGUGUGCAGUCUAUUGAGGGUGUCAUAUCAAAAAAGGCAGGUGUAAAAUCCAUACGAGUAUCACUUGCAAAUGGCAAAGGGACUGUUGAGUAUGAUCCUUUACUAACCUCUCCAGAAACCUUGAGAGAAGCAAUAGAAGACAUGGGAUUUGAUGCUUCCUUGUCAGAUACAAAUGAGCCACUGGUAGUAAUAGCUCAGUCCUCAUUGGAAAUGCCACUUUUGACCUCAACUAAUGAAUUUCAUACCAAAAUGAUGACACCAAUUCAUUACAAAGAGGAGGCAAAGACUUCAUCUAAGUGUUACAUACAGGUCACUGGUAUGACUUGUGCUUCCUGUGUAGCAAACAUUGAACGGAAUUUAAGACGAGAAGAAGGAAUAUAUUCUGUACUUGUGGCUCUGAUGGCUGGGAAGGCAGAAGUAAGAUAUAACCCUGCUGUCAUACAACCCCCGAUGAUAGCCGAGUUAAUCCGAGAGCUUGGAUUUGGAGCCACUGUGAUAGAAAAUGCUGAUGAAGGGGAUGGUGUUUUGGAACUUGUUGUGAGAGGAAUGACAUGUGCCUCCUGUGUACAUAAAAUAGAGUCUACCCUCACAAAACAUGGAGGGAUCUUCUACUGCUCUGUGGCCCUGGCAACCAACAAAGCACAUAUUAAAUAUGAUCCAGAAAUUAUUGGUCCCAGAGAUAUUAUUCAUACAAUUGAAAGCUUAGGUUUUGAAGCUUCUUUGGUCAAGAAGGACCGGUCAGCAAGCCACCUAGACCAUAAACGAGAGAUAAGACAAUGGCGACGGGCCUUUCUUGUGAGCCUGUUUUUCUGUAUUCCUGUAAUGGGGCUGAUGAUAUAUAUGAUGGUUAUGGACCACCACCUUGCAACUCUUCACCAUAAUCAGAACAUGAGCCAAGAAGAAAUGAUUAGCAUUCAUUCUUCUAUGUUCCUGGAGCGCCAGAUCCUGCCAGGAUUGUCCAUUAUGAAUUUGCUAUCUUUUUUAUUGUGUGUACCUGUACAGUUUUUUGGAGGCUGGCACUUCUACAUUCAGGCCUACAAAGCACUGAAACAUAAAACUGCAAAUAUGGACGUACUGAUUGUCCUGGCAACUACCAUUGCAUUUGCUUAUUCUUUGGUUAUUCUUCUGGUUGCAAUGUAUGAGAGAGCCAAAGUGAACCCUGUUACUUUCUUUGACACACCUCCUAUGCUAUUUGUGUUUAUUGCACUAGGCCGGUGGCUGGAACAUGUAGCAAAGGGCAAAACAUCAGAGGCUCUUGCCAAACUAAUUUCACUACAAGCUACAGAAGCAACUAUUGUAACUCUCGACUCUGAUAAUAUCGUCUUGAGUGAAGAGCAAGUGGAUGUGGAACUUGUACAACGUGGAGACAUCAUUAAAGUGGUUCCAGGAGGCAAAUUUCCAGUGGAUGGGCGUGUUAUUGAAGGACAUUCUAUGGUAGAUGAGUCCCUCAUCACAGGGGAGGCAAUGCCUGUGGCUAAGAAGUCUGGCAGCACAGUGAUUGCUGGUUCCAUUAACCAGAAUGGGUCACUCCUUAUCCGUGCAACCCAUGUUGGAGCAGACACAACCCUUUCUCAAAUUGUCAGACUUGUAGAGGAGGCACAAACAUCAAAGGCUCCUAUCCAGCAGUUUGCAGACAAACUCAGUGGCUACUUUGUUCCUUUUAUUGUCAUUGUUUCCAUUGCUACCCUUUUGGUUUGGAUUAUAAUUGGAUUUCUGAAUUUUGAAAUCGUGGAAACCUACUUUCCUGGCUACAACAGAAGUAUCUCCCGAACAGAAACAAUAAUACGCUUUGCUUUCCAAGCCUCAAUCACAGUUCUGUGCAUUGCAUGCCCCUGUUCACUGGGAUUGGCCACUCCAACUGCCGUGAUGGUGGGUACAGGAGUAGGCGCUCAAAAUGGCAUACUAAUCAAAGGUGGUGAGCCAUUGGAGAUGGCUCAUAAGGUUAAGGUAGUGGUAUUUGAUAAAACUGGAACCAUUACCCAUGGAACCCCAGUAGUGAAUCAAGUAAAGGUUCUAGUGGAAAGUAACAGAAUGUCACGCAAUAAGAUCCUGGCCAUUGUGGGAACUGCUGAAAGUAACAGUGAACACCCUCUAGGAGCAGCCAUAACCAAAUACUGCAAGCAGGAGCUGGACACUGAAACCUUGGGUACCUGCAUAGAUUUCCAGGUUGUGCCAGGCUGUGGUAUUAGCUGUAAAGUCACCAAUAUCGAAGGCUUGCUACACAAGGAUAACUGGAAUAUAGAGGAAAACAAUAUUAAAAAUGCAUCCCUGGUUCAAAUAGAUACAAGUAAUGAACAGUCAUCAACUUCAUCUUCAAUGAUUAUUGAUGCCCAGCUCUCAAAUGCUCUUAAUGCUCAGCAGUACAAAGUUCUUAUUGGUAACCGGGAGUGGAUGAUUAGAAAUGGUCUUGUCAUUAAUAACGAUGUAAACGAUUCCAUGACUGAACAUGAGAGAAAAGGUCGGACUGCUGUAUUGGUAGCAGUUGAUGAUGAGCUGUGCGGCUUGAUAGCUAUCGCUGAUACAGUGAAGCCUGAAGCAGAAUUGGCAGUCCAUAUUCUGAAAUCUAUGGGCUUAGAAGUAGUUCUGAUGACUGGAGACAACAGUAAAACAGCUAGAUCUAUUGCUUCUCAGAUUGGCAUUACUAAGGUGUUUGCUGAAGUUCUACCUUCCCACAAGGUUGCUAAGGUGAAGCAACUUCAAGAGGAGGGGAACCGGGUAGCAAUGGUAGGAGAUGGAAUCAAUGACUCCCCAGCUCUGGCGAUGGCUAAUGUUGGAAUUGCCAUUGGCACAGGCACAGAUGUAGCCAUUGAAGCAGCCGAUGUGGUUUUGAUACGGAAUGAUCUUCUGGAUGUAGUGGCAAGUAUUGAUUUAUCAAGGAAGACAGUCAAGAGGAUUCGGAUAAAUUUUGUCUUUGCUCUAAUUUAUAAUCUGAUUGGAAUUCCCAUAGCUGCUGGAGUUUUUAUGCCCAUUGGUUUGGUUUUGCAGCCCUGGAUGGGAUCUGCUGCAAUGGCUGCUUCAUCUGUUUCAGUAGUACUUUCUUCACUCCUCCUUAAACUUUACAGGAAACCAACUUAUGAGAAUUAUGAACUACAUGCCCGAGGCCAGAUGGGACAGAAAAGUCCUUCAGAAAUAAGUGUUCAUGUUGGAAUAGAUGAUACCUCAAGAAAUUCUCCUAAACUGGGUUUGCUGGACCGGAUUGUUAAUUACAGCAGAGCCUCCAUAAACUCACUGCUGUCUGAUAAACGAUCACUGAACAGUGUUGGUACCAGUGAACCUGACAAGCACUCACUCCUGGUGGGAGACUGCAGGGAAGAUGACGACAGUGCGUUGUAACAGGCCACAGAGAGUGCUGCUAGAUGAUGUUGUUCUGCACUGACACAGAAUUCAUGGUCACCUUAGCUUUUUAAAAUAUUGCAGGGCUUUAUGUUGGUCUCAUGCUCUUAUGUUAGGGAAUCUAUUUGAAUUACAUUUGUCUAAUGGCAAAAAUACCUUUUUCAGGGCAUCAGCUCGGAACCUAGCUUUAUUGAAAAUGAAUUUCCAGUAUUUUUUGUUUUCACUAGCAACAGAUAAGGUAGACCUGGGAGGUUUACAAGUCCUACAACUGAAGAUUGCUGAAUUGCUGCUAAAGUCAUAGAUAAUUUUUAUUUGACCAAAAAAAAAAAGUUCAAGAAAAGAUCAUUGAAAUUUUGAAGAUUUGAGCACAUAAUCUUGAGGAGAUUCUCGAGCCCUCCUCCCUGCCAGAUUGGGGAGCAACGGCUUUCAAAGCACUGUAUAAAGAAUCCUGUUUUAGAAGCAAAAUAAUAGCAACUGUUUAAAAAUAGACAGGCCUAUUUAUUACAGGCUUUCUUUCCCCCUUCUUCUCCCUGCAUCUUUGUCUUUGCCUUUGCUUUCUUAGAUGCCCCAAUGUGUUUUCUUUUAUUAUGUUCUUUCAAGUGAGCUAAGUGUAGGUGGUUUCUCAUUGACAAAAAUAACUGACAACUUUUCCAGUAACUUGUUUGUUUCUUUAUCUUGUAGCUCAGAAGACCUUCAGGGCCUAUAUGGUUCCCUGCUUCCCACCUUUCCAUUGUUGUAAAAAAUAUAUCAGAUUCCUCCUUCAGUGACUCCGUAGCUCUGUGCAAGCUUUCAGUUCACUCCUGCUGGGUUCAGCUAUAAGUUGUUCUUAGUAUCGUCUAUCAGCCUCAGUUCAGAAACUUAAGAUUUUGAGCCACUUCUACAAUUGAUUUUUUUCCAAAGAUUGACACUACCAUGUUUAACAGGUACCGGUCAUAUAAAAUUACCUGGAUUCACUAAAUAUGUCCUUUUCUGGAGAGAAUGCAAGACAUUAGCUGAUAUUUAUAAUUUAAUAGAUUUUAAUGGUCUUUUAUUGUUUUAGAUAAUCUCUCAAAAUGACUUUAAAAUAAUGCUAUUACGCAAAGCUGCCUUUACCAAAAAAUACAGUAAAUUGUAAUACAGAAAUGAGAAUUUCCCUAGGUUGUGAUACCUUUUAGCUAACUCUAUAUUUUUCUCUAGUUUAAAACAUUUGCACUUGCUAGUUAGUGUGGUUGGCAAAUUCACGGGCUUGUUCUCAUCAGCAUAUAAAUUUAGAAAUCCCCCUGUGAGUGCCUGGGAGUUAAUACACUGGUCAGAGAUCUGGUACUUGUAUCACUAUUUAAAUUAACUUGUUAACUGCAAGGUGGAUUUCAGAUGCAGAAUAUGUAAGUGAAGAAAACUCAUACAUAAAUUCCUAACAUCUAUUCCCAUUGUCAUAUGUAAAGUUGCUAGCACAAUUCCUAGCACAUAGGAUUUGUGCUCAGUAAAUGUUAGUUCUUAUUUCCCCUUGAGGUCAGUGAUAUCAAAAAUCGCUUUUACAGAGCAGAGUCUAAAAUCAGGUGGGAGUGGGGGAUGGGGUUCUUCCCACCUUUCCAACUUCCUUUUUCUCUUGUUCUUUCAUACACACUCAAAAAAGUUUACAACAUAAUUCCAUGCUGACUUUUCAGAUUUGGAAAAGAUCUCAUUUUUAUCUCAGCUAUCUUAAAGACAGAACUGAAACUUGAUGAAGGUGCUAUUAAUCUAGAAAAGCAAACCAAUUUUAAUGAAAUAUGAAUGAGUUUGUAGGUCUAGGCUCUUUUUUAGACCAAUGCCUGUGCCAUCUUCCAUGCUUUCAAUUUGAAAUUUUUUUUUUUUUUUUGUGGUAUGCGGGCCUCCCUCUGUUGUGGCCUCUCCCGUUGCGGAGCACGGGCUCCGGACGCUCAGGCUCAGCGGCCAUGGCUCACGGGCCCAGACGCUCCGCGGCAUGUGGGAUCCUCCUGGACCAGGGCGCGAACCCGGUUCCCCUGCAUCGGCAGGCGGACGCGCAACCACUGCGCCACCAGGGAAGCCCUGACAUUUUUUUAACAUCUUUAUUGGAGUAUAAUUGCUUUACAAUGGUGUGUUAGUUUCUGCUUUACAACAAAGUGAAUCAGUUAUACAUAUACAUAUGUUCCCAUAUCUCUUCCCUUUAAUAUUUGUUUUUUAUUUUAAUUCCAGUGGCCUGUCAUACCACAACUUGUUUCUUCUAGAAGAAAUAGCUAAUACAACAAAGGUAUAAUAUAGACUUUUGAAAAAGAAGCACCUUUCUCUGUCUCUCUCUCUCUCCCUCCUUCCCUUCCUCCCCCUCUCCUUCCCCUCACUUUCACUCUUCUAUCUCUCUGAAGCACUUGAACAUAGCCAGUUACUACUUUUAUUUUUCUGUGUGUGUUAGAGUUGUCCACUUGGCCUCACACGCCAAGGGAUCCACAUGUCAUAGGGCAAUGAGAAGAGCAGCCUGUAUAAUCUGGGAAAAAUCAAGGAUGCAAUUUCAGCCCUUAGUACAGGAACAGAAAACAUGCUGUUUAUAAAGAAUCCUGCUUUAAAUAUCUAUAGCCAUCUUUGAAUUCUCUACCACAAGUCUCUUGCAAUUCUGAACUCCCAUUAGCUUAAUAGAGCAGCUGUAGUCACCGGAGAGAGACAUAUGGAGGGGAUCAAAAACACUGCUUUCAGUUAGUAACUAGCUUUAAGUAAUUAGUUGCUAGUGAGAACAAAUUUUAUAAAUGUGUGCGUAUGCAUCUGUGUUUAUUCAUAUCAUACAUAUAUACAUAUAUUACCCAUAUAGAAGGAAAAUGGAUUUAUAUUUGAAUUUGAUAUUAGAAUAUUUUAAGUUCUUUAUUUGUUGUUCCUUUGUCACUCUUUUGUAUUCACUCAGCAACCAUGCCCUCAGUCUGAAGAUAACAAGGAUGUUUUGAUAUCCAGUGCUGGUUCAGACUCAACUAAGGGGCACCUUUUAUCUUAAAUAUCCAAAGAUGCCUUUUAAAUUUCAACGGUUAAAACAUAACUGUUUAGUGUUGUAGUCUAAAGAAGUAUGGUUGUCAGUUGUGAAAAUAGAAAUGUUAUUUUUCGUAGUUUAGUAUCAACGUUUUAGGUGUUAGAUUUGAUGCCUUGUGAACAAAUAAUUUUAUAUUGUGCUUCAACUUUUGAAAAGUUAUACUUUUAUUGGAUGUAUUCUUUGUUCAAAAUGCUUAAAUAGCAUUGUAGGCAAGAUGUUUCCAAACAUUUAAGUGUGCGUAUCUUUUAUGUACACAGCUGAAAAUCAAGAAUGUAUGUUCUUAGAGAAUUUUUUCCACUACUUAUGGAUCUUGCUUUAAAAUUAUUUUUCUUAAUAUUUAUUUUACUCUAUUUUAUUAUUUUCUUUGGCUGAGGCAUCUGGUUACUGGUUGUUUUAAUAAGAAUUAGAAUAAAAACAUUCCUGGAAUCACUCCUUUUGGAUAUUUUUGUUUCUUACUUUUCUCUAUUUUAAAAAUAUUAUUUUACCAAAUAUAAAAAAUGCAGAUUCGUGCCAAAUUAUUAGCUAUCUUAACACUAACUUUCUGUAGUCCUUCUGAAAGUUUAUCUGGUAUGAGUAACCAGAUAGAGCACAAAAGCAUGAAUUCUUGUUCUUCAAUUAAAAGAGCUUCUCUAAUGGCACUGAUAGUAAAUGCCUUUUGUAGCCAAAACCAGGCGUCUCAAACUUAUGCUUUUAGUUAAAGAAAUGUUUAACUAACCAUUGUUGAACAUUGAUUGUUUGAUACCCAAAACAGCAGUGGACGAUGUUGUGCAAUAAUCAUCUACUAUAGUCAAGAUAUUCAGUAGUUUGUUUUUCCAUAAGCAUGUAAUUGAUCAUAUAUCUGCCAAGGAUGUG
Messenger RNA from Physeter macrocephalus (sperm whale), 8648 nucleotides. It is a transcript of the gene ATP7A, whose product is annotated as ATPase copper transporting alpha. Gene Ontology annotation, biological process: copper ion import; copper ion homeostasis. Lineage: Eukaryota; Metazoa; Chordata; Mammalia; Artiodactyla; Physeteridae. The transcript is spliced from 22 exons. Bases 512 to 4810 code for a protein of 1432 amino acids. Gene Ontology annotation, molecular function: ATP binding; copper ion binding; ATP hydrolysis activity. Gene Ontology annotation, cellular component: plasma membrane; trans-Golgi network. The record is from RefSeq and is a predicted model, not a curated record.